AUGGAUGAGGAACAUCUUCAUGAUGAUCUGCGUGUUUUUAAAGACAGAAGCUUCAUCCAGCAGAGGCUGAGAUCCUUCUUCACUGUCUACUUGCUCUUGGGUGUCUCCUUCUUCUUCAUCUUCACCCUCUUCGCCGUGUCCCUCUCCAAAGUUUCCGCCGUUUCCUCCAAACUCAACGAGGUGAAACCAGAACCAAACCACAACUUUUCCAACCGGGAUCUUCUCCUGUUUCCCUGCGGCCCAGAUUCCAGGCAAUGGGAAUAUUUUGAUGGGAAAUGUUACUACUUCUCCCUGAGCAAAACCAGCUGGAACAAAGCCAAGGCUCAAUGUGAGGAGAUGCAUUCCCACCUGACCAUCAUCAACAGCUUCUCCAAGCAGAACUUCCUGAUGUUCCGGACACGGAACGAGCGGUUCUGGAUCGGCCUGACGGACCAGGAUGAGGAGGGGCAGUGGAAAUGGAUCGAUGGCACCGACUGCAACAGCAGCUUCAU
Chaetura pelagica (chimney swift) is the source of this 491-nucleotide messenger RNA. RefSeq names its product hepatic lectin-like. Lineage: Eukaryota; Metazoa; Chordata; Aves; Apodiformes; Apodidae. The transcript is spliced from 5 exons. The annotation marks the transcript as partial. The record is from RefSeq and is a predicted model, not a curated record.